This is a messenger RNA of Chara braunii, 2284 nucleotides long. The record is from the annotation of a GenBank genome assembly. Lineage: Eukaryota; Viridiplantae; Streptophyta; Charophyceae; Charales; Characeae.
UAGCGGCAAUGAAGGAGUUCUACGAGGAAGCCAGAUUGAAGAAGCUGGAGAAGGAGAGGAUUUGAAUGGAAAGGAAGGAGGCUGCAGAACGCGAAGCAGAAGAGAAGGAGCGUGCCGAGCGGAAGGAAAAGAAGCGAAUGAAGAAGCACCAGAAGGAGUUGGAGUUAGAAGCCGAGAGACGUGCUGAAAUGAAGAAGGAUAAUGAGAUUCAGCUUGCCAUACGCCUAAGUGAACUGGAGGAUAAUAUGGCAUGCAGGGUGGAGAGUGUGAUUGGGCCGUUGAGGGAGUUAGUCAGACUCGGAAAGAAGAAGGUGACUUACGCUUCAGGCGGUUCAUCGAAAGAACCGGAGGACGAGGUCAGCGACACUAGCGUCACACAGGAGCUGAGUGCAAAGGCUGGACGCUUAUGCAUCUUGGAGAAACGAAAAAGAGGGCCUAAACCAGUCUUUGAGAACAGCCUCCCCAUGGAGGCACCACCGAAACAGACUCCUAAACGAGGAGCUCUUAAGCCAGUGUUGUUGACGACACGAAUGACAAGGUCUAAGGCGAUGGUGAAGAACCCUGGAUCCGUUAAGAGAAUCUCUCUAGUGAAGACGCCGCUGUCCAAUCGAGUAAAAAACACACAGACGCCACGGAAGGCCACUCCGAGGAAGUCGCCUGCGCUCGCGAUCACACCUGCCACGAAGGGAGCAUUACAGCGCCUGCGAUUCCGAAAUGAUGUGAUGGAGGAAUUGAAGGAUUGCGAUGCAACGGAAUUGCAACGCAUAUGCAAGGAGGAAGGCGUCUUGUACGAUGGGAAGGUAGGGGCUAUCUUUGCAAUUGCUGAUAGUCGUACUCGGGAGAAGUUUGAACUAGAUAUUGCCGAGACGAAUGAAGUCAUUGAUGUUGAGGUUCGAAAGGUGAUUAACGACGCGCUGAUGAGCGGGGACUUACCCAAGUGUUUUCUGAAUAGGACACGGAAGAAGGUCCGGAUCGUCUGGGUUAAAAAUUCGGCGGUCGUGGACAUUACGCACAACCAGCGAGAGUUUGCAUCUCGUAAUGUGCUUGUCUGCACCUGUGCAGACCUGCCUUUCCCGAGAUCAGAAGGGCAUGUCCGUUUCCGGCUCAGUGAAAUCGAAGGGUUGCACCCCCUGCUACGUAAUGCGAAGAAUGUACCUCGUGUCGUGAGGGAUGACAGAAUUGAGCUGUUGCACGAGGAAUUAAGGAAUGGGUUUAGUCAGUGGAGGAACUGGAGAGGGGAUCUGUCGCGCAUAGCACGCGAGGAAUUGCAUAAGUGCAUGGGCAGCUGUGCACUGGAUAAGGGUCAGUUGACGACCGCACAUGUGAGAGAUUUGAAGCUGAAACUUCAGGGAUUAGUACUUACUCCUCUCGAUCGCAACCCAAGAGAGACGCUAGUACUUUGUCCUUCCCUGUAUUUCGAGGCAAUGAUGGUCACUUUCGUUAGGAGCCUUGGCUACAAAAUCAUCGAGACACCGUCGAAGGAAGUGCUACGGGAAAUCAGGGAAGACGUAGCAAUAAGAGGAUUGACGAAGUUUGCUAGAUGGGAUAAGGACGGCGACUUCGGAUCUGCGUAUGUCAUCCCGAAGCAGAAGGACGUGAGCAGGUAUAGGCCAAUCUGUCCCACCUUUAUGGAAGCCAUGGUAUGGACGGGACGAGCAGUAUCGAAAGGCAUGAACCACCUGUUGAAGACUCUGCCGAGGAGAUGGCAUUUCAAUCUGACGUCUGUCUCUGGACUUGCCAGCAGGGUAAGGGAGGUCAAUAGGAGGAUCUUGAGGUUGGACGCGGGUGAUGAGGUGCUUACUGUCUCCUUUGACAUAAAGGAGAUGUUCAGUGGACUCCCACACAAAGACAUUAUGGCCGCUGUCGAUUGGCUGCUGGACUUUCAUAGGGGGAAGGGUCGGGUAUCGGUACGAGUGAAUACUCGGGGCAGGGGCUCCUCCUUUGGAAGGACGACAGGAGCCGACCACUGGCGAUCCUUGGAUUUUACGCAAAUGAGGGAGUUCGUGUUGUUGGAGUUACAACAUACUUAUACGUUCGCAACAGGUGUCCUGCUCCAGCAAGUGGUUGCCAUGGGAUACCUAUGGGGAAGACUACAAGUCCACCAUUGGCCUGUAUUCUGUGCGCAUACUCUGAAUACCGUUUUGUGCGGAGCAUCGACGCGGACUCUAGCCUGGUACACGGUACUAGGCUGGUUGAUGAUGUAAUGCUAACUUUAGCAGUCAAGGAACCGAGAAGGGCUCGGAUUCUGGAUCUUUUCCAGAAAUGUUAUCCCGCUGCGCUUACU